AUGCACAGAUUCGUGUCUAAGUGUGAUGUAUGCCAGAGACAGGGGAACAUCAGUAAGAGAAACGAGAUGCCACAGAACUUCAUUCUGGAAGUAGAGGUUUUCGACGUGUGGGGAGUUGACUUCAUGGGACCCUUCCCAUCUUCCUAUGGAAAUCAAUACAUUUUGGUGGCUGUCGACUAUGUAUCUAAGUGGGUAGAGGCUUUGGCCAGUCCCACUAAUGAUGCAAAAGUCGUGAUGAAGAUGUUCAAGUCGGUCAUCUUUCCCUGCGUUUUGGUGUGCCAAGAGUUGUUAUCAGCGAUGGAGGUCUCAUUUCAUCAAUAG
This is a messenger RNA of Microthlaspi erraticum, 321 nucleotides long. The record is from the annotation of a GenBank genome assembly. NCBI's taxonomy places the organism in Eukaryota, Viridiplantae, Streptophyta, Magnoliopsida, Brassicales, Brassicaceae.